GGUCAGAGACGUUUCCCCUGUGCACGAACCACCCUAAGGUCGGAAGCAAGCCGAGCAUAGACAGCAUCAGCGCUGUGAAGUGCGAGUUUGACUUGCAGUUGAAAGUGUCUACUCCGAGACCGACCAUCUGACUGUGCGUAAUGGCAAGACGGUGUGUGGAGGCACCAGACCUCUCAAACAAGGGCGGGGCUUGAAGAACUAGAGUUCGCCAUGAGCUCAGACUAUGGUACAUUGACGCCAUCAAUCAUGUUUGAAUCAUGAAAAACAUGGGUAACACUUUAAACCUAUACACAUUCAUGUCUGUAGGUGUGACAUUAAACUCUAUUACCUCACAUCCUUAAACCGCCAGCCAUGACUCCGCCCCGCUCUGGCCCCCUGAUAGUUUGUACAUCAGUUAAGCUUAUACCGUCCUCAGGGAAUAUAUUUUUGCUACCGCUCUUGUUUAAGGUUUACUCGAGUUCCCACGAUCUAUCCUGACAUUCUCUUGUAGGUUACUGCCAUGUCAUUGCUUUACCAAUAAAAUGUGGUGUGACGUUGUCAUUUCUGUUCUAGUCAUUAAAAUGCUGUUGUGCUUUCUUUCCGUGUUUAUAAUAUAAAUGUUUGAGAUAUCAUUUUUAGGGAUCAUAUCGUAAUUUAUGUUUUUAGGUCACGCUGAACUGCUCGAGUGGUCUGUUUAUUUGUCUCUUUGGAUGCAAGGUGUACUUCCUCUUUAAUGGUUUCCUCGGACAAGUCGUCUGUUUUGUCUUGCUCUACUGUGUACUUCAGCUGUCUACAGAGACGCUGACGGACGCCAGUGAAUGUGUCCGUUGGUAAACUUACAUUCCAAACGGGAUCAGUCUCGUGACAAAACGCUGCUGCCAGCAUACUACUCGCUCUCGGCAGCUCUGAGGCGGCUGCCGGGGAAGGGUUGUCCGGGACGCAGCUUUGCUCCCGCACGGCUGAGCUCACACGUUAUCGAGCCGCAUCAGAGAGCACAUCCAAAGCCCCACAUUCGCACAGAGCAGCAUCUGCAGCCAUACGAGCGGCCAGGAGGGGGGAGGAGGAGGAGAGGAAAGGAGGAGGAGGAGGGGGUGGGAGUGUAGCGAUUCAGUCCAUCACCUCAGCUGUAAGGACAGAUAUGGAAACAACAGCAUUGCGGGACUAGCUCAGCCGCUCUCCGCCAGCAGCAACUUAGCCAGGACUUGCUCCGCUGCCGAAAUCUCCAGCCUGAGUCACGCUGCGGUUAUGCUGAUUCGGCGAGCAUGAGCUGCCCGGUGGUCUGGCUGUAUCACAUUCUAAAAGCUUCUUUGUCCUGCUUUUCAAGAGGACUGCGUACAUCUGAAGUGAACACGACGUGUCGCCGUUGACGACUAAACGACCGCGGCAAGCUGCGAAAGUGAGCGAAUGCUAAAUCACGCACACCUGGAUUUGCUGCAUCCGCAAUGAUACGAGCGUGACUCCUCGAAGCUGAGCGGAGCGCGUGCCUUCCCCUCCUCCUCCUCCUCCUCCUUCACCACAUCCUCCUUUCGUGACUUUUUCGACUCCUACAUCGGUAUUUUCCCCGAGGAAGCCCACCCGUUUGGCGAUGGAGCUACGCAGCUUCAGGACCAUGGACAGCGUUAGAGUUGUCCUCUGCCUGCUCGGCACUCUGACACGACUCGUGGUUAUGGCCGAGCAGGAAAGUGAGAAUCUGUCAGGACUGUCCACCAACCCGGACAAAGACAUCUUUGCUGUCCGAGAGAACGGCACGACUUGUCUAAUGGCUGAAUUUGCGGGCAGAUUCGUGAUACCGUACGACGUGCUCGCACUGAAUGGCAUAGACCUAAUUACAGAACAGGCCAGCGUUCCGCUUCCCCGGGGGGCAGGGGUGGAGGGGAUGUGUGGACCCAACGAAGCGGAGCUGCACAUCUACUGGGCAAACAACGCCUUCAUCUUCCGCAUCUUCUUUGUAAAGGAGACGAGACUUGCAAACGAUCCGAAAGAAAAGGAGAGCGAGAUAUGGAAGGUUAACAAGGUGCAGUUGGUCUACGAUACCUCUGAGAGCACGCAUUUUAUCAAUGCGUACAACCCCGGGAAGCACACGGCCAACUCGCACAAAUUGUCUGCCUUCGUGACCCCGGCGGAUCGCUCGUUCGUGUGCGCGGCCCAGCAGACCCUUACGCUCCUCUCUACCGACCACCAAAAGGGCGUCACCAUCAUCCUGUCCGACAUUCAGAUCCAGCCCUUUGACAUCAAGAGCGACUUCAUGUUUAGUGAAGCCACUAAGUGCAUCACAGACCAGCGUGAGCAGCUGGAGGAGACUCUGCCCCUGGUGUUGGGCCUGGUGUUGGCCCUCAUCAUCGUCAUCACCCUCACCAUCUACCACUUCCACCUCAAGCUGACCGCACAGGAGCCUGUGCUGCCCCGCGACCGCUCCCUCUACAAGAACAUGUGAUGGACUCCCCUCUCUCGCUCGCUCUCUCGCUCUCUCUCUCUCUCUCUAUCUCGCACACACACACACUCUCUCUCGUCUCUGCAAAGCAAAGUUAGCUGGCUUCUCUUCUGGGUCCCCUGACCCACUGACGUGGAUCUCUCCCCCCCCCC
Clupea harengus (Atlantic herring) is the source of this 2562-nucleotide messenger RNA. RefSeq names its product lysosome associated membrane protein 5 (gene lamp5). Gene Ontology annotation, cellular component: late endosome membrane; lysosomal membrane; plasma membrane. The record is from RefSeq and is a predicted model, not a curated record. Lineage: Eukaryota; Metazoa; Chordata; Actinopteri; Clupeiformes; Clupeidae. Gene Ontology annotation, biological process: establishment of protein localization to organelle.